AACAUAUAAAAGACGUAGGAAAGCCGAGAGCGGCGAGUAGCCUCCACAACCACGGCAGUCCCGCCGCACCAAGGGAUUGGUUAAAGUACAUUAAAGACUGGAGUAGUUCGUUUCACGAUUUUCUUCAGUAUUUUUGUAGUAACCAUCUCGGCGAGCAUCCCUUAAUUUUAAGUGAAGGCAUCAAGACAUCAAGGAUGUCGCUGACUCUGGAUCCCGGACCCGGCAUAGCCGCCCUGCAAGCAUGGGGCGGCCAGGUAGCGGCAUAUGGCGCCUCAAACCAAACCGUCGUGGAUAAGGUGCCACCCGAUAUGCUUCACAUGGUCGAUCCUCACUGGUACCAGUUUCCUCCAAUGAACCCGCUUUGGCACGGACUCUUGGGAUUCACUAUCGGCUGUCUCGGAUUCAUUUCUAUUUCUGGCAACGGAAUGGUCAUCUACAUUUUCAUGUCAACGAAGAGUCUUAAAACUCCAUCCAACUUGCUAGUGGUGAAUCUUGCUUUCUCCGACUUCCUGAUGAUGUGCGCGAUGUCUCCUGCUAUGGUAGUUAAUUGUUACAACGAAACAUGGGUAUGGGGUCCUCUCGCUUGUGAACUUUACGCUUGCGCUGGCUCUCUAUUUGGUUGUGCCUCGAUUUGGACGAUGACAAUGAUAGCUUUCGACCGCUACAAUGUCAUCGUAAAAGGUAUCGCCGCCAAGCCAAUGACCAACAAUGGGGCUCUUCUACGUAUUCUCGGCAUCUGGUUGUUCUCACUUGCAUGGACUCUUGCUCCUUUCUUCGGCUGGAAUCGAUAUGUGCCGGAAGGGAACAUGACUGCGUGCGGUACCGACUAUUUGUCCAAAGAUUGGUUCAGCCGAAGCUACAUCCUAAUCUACUCCGUAUUCUGUUACUUCAUGCCUCUUCUGCUGAUCAUAUACUCUUACUUCUUCAUUGUCCAGGCCGUAGCAGCUCACGAGAAGGGGAUGAGGGAACAAGCUAAGAAAAUGAACGUAGCUUCUCUGAGGUCGUCGGAAGCAGCUAACACAAGCGCAGAGUGCAAAUUGGCAAAGGUAGCGUUAAUGACCAUUUCACUGUGGUUCAUGGCGUGGACACCAUACCUUGUGAUAAACUACACGGGUGUGUUUGAAAGCGCGCCCAUUAGCCCUCUGGCUACUAUCUGGGGCUCACUCUUUGCCAAGGCCAACGCCGUUUACAAUCCUAUUGUAUAUGGCAUCAGCCACCCGAAGUACCGCGCUGCGUUGUACCAGAGAUUCCCAUCACUGUCGUGCCAGGCUUCGCCAGACGAGACCGGCUCUGUGGCGUCCGGGGCCACCGCCGUCUCCGAGGAGAAGCCUGCCGCCUAGGCAAGCCACCUCGCCUUAUCGACGACAAACCUCUACGACUACGGCUACGCUGCUCUAUGGACACACGAUUUGCCAAAGCGAUAUUAUUUAUUAUUUUUAUACGCAAACAUUUUACAUUUGUACAAAGCUAUAAACUCGAGCACAGAGCGUGUGCUGGUUGCAAAAUAUUCAGGUUGUCCACCCUACAAAUCGGCACUUGCGUAUUUUGAGUUCACGUUUUGGGUAUCGAGUUGAACUUGCACACUUUUCUUAUAGGUACCUAACAUUUGCCUUAAAUAUAAGUCGACGACAUAUGAAAAAAUACAAAAAAAAAAACAAUCAGCGGUAUGUCGUCAGGCUACCCCGUUACCCAUGAGACUGCUCCUCUUAGAUUUAGGCAUUGCUCUUAGAAAUUUCAAUGAUGAAACAGGCUCUGUAUCUUGGACUAAUAAAGUUAAGCAAGCAAAGUGGUUAUUAUAAUCACAUUAA
Molecule: messenger RNA, 1808 nt
Organism: Helicoverpa armigera (cotton bollworm)
Lineage: Eukaryota; Metazoa; Arthropoda; Insecta; Lepidoptera; Noctuidae
Product: opsin-1
Exons: 9
Coding region: 195-1340 (381 amino acids)
Biological process (GO): G protein-coupled receptor signaling pathway; phototransduction; cellular response to light stimulus
Cellular component (GO): plasma membrane
Molecular function (GO): G protein-coupled photoreceptor activity
Source: RefSeq, a predicted model, not a curated record